This is a messenger RNA of Xenopus laevis (African clawed frog), 1957 nucleotides long. It is a transcript of the gene mad2l1bp.L, whose product is annotated as MAD2L1-binding protein. The transcript is spliced from 3 exons. NCBI's taxonomy places the organism in Eukaryota, Metazoa, Chordata, Amphibia, Anura, Pipidae. The coding region runs from base 295 to 1038 and encodes 247 amino acids. The record is from RefSeq and is a predicted model, not a curated record.
GUGGGAGGCGGAGUCGGAGAAGGGAGUUUGUCUAGUGGCAAAUCUGCACUUGACUCAUAGCAUAGCAGGCAAUCGGUGAUCAGCUUUUUCAGCAGGUAGAGAAGUGACGGCAAUGCUCUGGUUGCCAUGAGUUACUGCCCAGUGCUGGUGAAUGAGCCAGUGUGGCAGGACUGAAGAUGGGACAGAAGCAGAGGGGUUACUGGCUGUAUGGAAGAAGAGAAGAGCUGCUGGGGUAUCUUAUUAAAGGCACGGAGUUUGCCAUGGGUCAGUAACCCAUAGCAACCAAUCAGCAGGAUGGCGCAGAGUGGCACAGAUCUACCUCUCAGAAGAGCACAUGGCCGGGUACCUCCCUCCCAACGUCGUUGCUCUCAGGAAGAUCUCGCUGUAUCGGUGGUGUUCCCUGGACUUGUGACACGGGAGAGCUGCUGCCGCUUCACCUGUGAGCUGCUGAAGCACAUCUUGCACCAGAGGCAUCAGCUUCCCCUCCCUUAUGAGCAGCUGGUUGUGUUCAGUAGGAAGCCACAGGGAAGUGAGGAUGCUGCCAAGAAGCGCUCUCGAAUGGAGGAAUUGGGGAACCGCCAGUGUCAGCAGACUUUGUCUGACCUUGAAGAACUACUGGGUCAGCUUGAAAUUCUGUUCACCAUCACACCUGUGCCCCGUGUUCUUUUGCUACUGGGUGGUAACCCAGUGAAUCCCAAGGAACUGUAUGAUAUAAACAUGGAAGGGGUGAAUGUGGGAAACGGAGAGGAAAGCCUGGGAAUCCGCCCUUGUUUACGCCAGCUGUUUCAUGCUCUCUUUGUGGCAGAUCCAUUCAGUGACCUGCGGGCUACUUCUUUACAGAGCCUGGUCGUGAUGGUGCAAGGGCAGCGGGAGUGCGGCACAGAUUGGUUUAAGCCGAAGCUGAAUUAUAAAGUUCCCAGCAGGGGGCACAUGUUGACUGUCAGACUGGCAUGCACUGACUCUCCUGCCCCAGAGCCAGGCAGUGGGGAUUAUAUUUGGUUCCAGGCUCCCGUUAUAGUAAAGGGGUUUCACAACUGAACAUCCGGGUUUUUAUUUUUUGGCCAAAUGUAAUUGUUCUGGCAGGAAAAUGGUGCUUCUAUAGGUAAAACAUGGUAUACUACUACAAACGUACUUCAGUGGGCAUGUGAGGCUGUAUCCAUGCUGCACAGUAACGGGGCAGAAAGGUAAUGUACUGCCACCAGAGGUAGGGGCAAUACAGAAGGGCCCAGAGUGAAACUUGUGUAUCCUUACUUCCACAAACAUUUGCAUUAUUAUGGGAUGCCAUUGUGCCAUAAAUCCUGGGCCCAUCUCUAUUUGUGCCUAUAUAAUAACACCUUGUUGCCUGAGCAUUGAACAUUCCUGCUGUGCAGGGGAACUUAAGGCACAACUAUAACUCUCCCUGUAUGACAAGAGGCUGAAACCUUAUUCCAACUGGGUCUGCCUGACUCCUGAAUGUAUAGGAAACCGCACUAAACUCAUAACAACCCAAAGGAAAGCAGUCAAUAAUAAAUCCUGUGAGCUAUACACAGAAAUACACACAAUGUGCUGCUGCAGUGUAAUAUCUAACCUGGCUGGGUGCUGCACUGAGAUCAGAGGCUGAGCUGGCCACAGGUUGCACUUUGUCUCCUUGGUUUUUAAUGCAAAGUUUUUACUUUUAUUAAAAUUUUAUUAUGAAACUAAAGAGAACAUAUAUUUUUAUUAAAGUGGAUACUCUUUUCCUUAAAGGAACAGGCUUAGUACCUACUUAUAUUUACCAUGUAUUUAGUGGCCCUUAUAAUAUUCUGCUACAUUCUGUCUUCUCUGUUAGAUACAUCAUCAAAUGCAGUGUCUGUCCCUGUUCAUAGAAAUUAUUUUACUUUCUAUAAUUCCUAUGGCAAUGGCUUCAAAUAGAAAACUACCUCUUCUGUACCCUGAUACUCCCGGCCCUAAAAUAAAGUUGUUGUUUUUUUUAUCUAAA